AACCUGCACCGGAGUAGACACGCGCUGCCCGACGGCCAGAGCGUAGCGCGCUUUGCUCUCAGCACGAUUGUCUCUCCGCGUGUUGACGGGCGAACCACGGGGUUGCCGUUCCGAGCCGGGGCACCGGGGGCCCGCGACAGAGUUCGCCGUUCUCUUUCCCGAAACGGCCGGUGCUCGCUAGCAAGAGAUGAUACCGCCCGAGACUCAGUUGAUGGUUGACUUUCACGUCGGUUGGUUCGCCGCACCGUCCAAUACAAAUUACAGCGACAGCGAUAGAGACACGGUAAAGCGUUCGGAUCGCGUUUAGGCCGUCGUUUUUAAAAACCGGAAUCGGCAAACCGGGCAUCUCGCUUCAAUUUCGCCACUUUCGCCAACCUGUGUGCCCUUGCGGGAAGUUACAGAUUAGAAAUUCGCAGCUCCAUGCAUUUCCCGUCCGUAGCGUGUUAAUCGAUCGUGCGUUACAAAAAAUUAAACCGCAAGGAGCACUGUAGCAGCAGCAGCAGCAACGACACGAUUAGUCAUACGUUUUUCCUGUCCCAUCAAAAACGCAAGCUCACCGAACAACAGCGAAACUGGACUUGCGGCUCUCAAGCGCGCAAUUCUAUAAUUAAAAUCCUUCCCACUCCGGCGGUGUGGUAAAAGAAGGAAGGAAGGAGCAACACCACACCAGCACACCAAGGAAUUCGUGUCGACAAUUUGGCAACGUCACACUAACACCCAGUGGUUGUUAUAUGUUUUUAUGUAUUUCCACCGGUCACGACAACCGACGACAACCGACGCCACGACGACAACGCCGGUGAUACGCGGUGGUUUGAGGUACUCUGGCCGGGGUCGACCGUGACCUUGUUUGGGUUGAAACCUUUUCCCCAGCCCCAAUUUCAUCGCCCCGAAAGUUGUUUCUGUGUGUCGGUGUGUGCCUGUGUGCUUAUCGGUAUAAUUUAACGGUCGGUUUUAUGUGCGUUUAACAAAAAAACAAAGGUCCAACGAAGAAUGUGUUUUAGGUCCCGCAUCACACUGGGCCGAAUGUAUGCAAACCACUGCACACUGCUGUCGCGGAUGUAGUAUAGAAAGUGUGUCCGAUCGUCCAGAGCGAUCGUCAGAGAACGGCACCGACGCGCACAUCAGAUCGGACUUUGUGGUCCACCAGUGCAUCCAGUCCGUUUGUUGCAAAUCUUCCACACAGACGAGACGAGGUUCUUUCUGGAGCACUGCGCACAAACGCACAGUCCAUGAAGCAUUGUGCUACAACUGCCGGCUAACGGAGUUCAGGGGAAGAAGAAAUAAUACAAAAAAACGACCCUAAGAGACCGAGCAGACCUAACGGGAAUAACAGCGCACCUCUUGCGCACGAAAGCAGAAACAACAGUGAGCUUCAACAAUAACGCGCCAAGAUCAUUCCCCAAUCGCUUGCAUCGCUUGGUUUGUGUGUGUGUGUGUCUUGAGUGUACCUGUACCUACUGUUGCUGGCCAAAUCCAAAUCCAAACACUCCAGAUCACGGCGUACUAAACUGCAGAAAGUAACAAAAUUCUACCGUAUUGCGACGCGAUCAAGAGCGCGAUCGUCGCGAUCUCUCAAGCUAUCUCCGGUUUUUGUGUGCUUGUUACAUAGGAUCGCGCAUGCCUCGGCAGUCACUGCGGGGCACCGGUGGCAAGUAAGAACACGGCAGAAGGGUACAAUAAAACAAAAUCCGCAAUUUCCCGCGCUCCAAUGGACAGGUUCUGCAGCAGACCCAACGGUAUGGUGGCCGUGGUAGCGUUGCUUCUAUUAUUUAUUGCAGAGCUGGACAAUGUUUCGGCAAUUAAGUGUUACCAUUGCACAGUGGCACCGCCGAGCCGGCAUCAAAACAACACCAAAACACAGUUAUGCUCCAAGUUUGACGAGUCGAGCUACUACGAGGUGGACUGUCCCUGGUCCACCAUGUGCAUGAAACGCAUUUUUAAGCUUAAACUUUUGAAGGGCGAACAGGAAACGGUGAGCCGUGGCUGUGCCCAGCAAAAGAACACGGAACAGGUUUACAAAUCCGGUGCCUGGACACCGCAGCACAACAUCGAAGAGCCGUACACGGAGGGUUGCCAAACGAUCGACGAUUCUACGUACUGCUUCUGCCGGGGGUCUCUCUGCAAUUCGGCCACGAAAACGUCCGACCGGGGCAACUACCAUGCGGACGCGAUGGCCGUAAUAUUUGUGUUCAACGUGAUGAAAUACAUCCGCACCAUAGAGCACUGAGCACAUGCUGGUCGUGGUGGUGGGCGAAUGAUGUUAACGUAUAUAUUAACGUAUAGUAGAAUGAUGAUCGACAGGUUUCAACAUCUGAUCAUAAAUGUGAUAUUGAAGUGCUGUCCGAACGGGGAUAAUACUUCACAAAAAUAUGCCUCGACUUUAAGUACGGCGAAAACUAAAUAGCGAUUUGUUGUACCGUUUUGCGAGUUUUGCACCACCAGCGAGAUUAUUAGCUGUAUGGAUCGUGCGGUGUGGAUGGACUAAAAAUAAAAUAGAAAAAAAACCAAAAACACUUA
Anopheles arabiensis is the source of this 2517-nucleotide messenger RNA. RefSeq lists its product as uncharacterized. The transcript has 3 exons. Bases 1709 to 2227 code for a protein of 172 amino acids. Gene Ontology annotation, biological process: positive regulation of voltage-gated potassium channel activity; regulation of synaptic transmission, cholinergic; sleep. The record is from RefSeq and is a predicted model, not a curated record. Lineage: Eukaryota; Metazoa; Arthropoda; Insecta; Diptera; Culicidae.